GCAAAUGCGUUCAUCGCCGUUAACCGAUGGAAGCGAAGCCGGAAUGGGGGAAAUCAAAAACGAGAAUCUGUGCCCACGCAAUCUCCCCCAUGUCUGCAUGUGACGACACGUCGUUUGCGAAAUGGAGAAUCGCUUAAGUUAGCGUCUUCGACACUCAUCUCUUCCACAAAAGGAAUCAAACACCUUCUUCUACAACUGCAACUGCAACUGCAUCAAGUAGACGACGCAAACUCUGAAGAAAAAAAAAAAUGGAAAACCUCCAUAACCACAGGGGCAUUACGAAUGCCAAUACUGGACCUCCACGUGGCUUUACCGAUAUUUUCAGGAGAGAGUUGGGCUUCUCUCAUCCCAACGCUUUUGCGCGUCGCUUUUCAGCUUCCGAGGUGCUUGUGAAGAGCUUGAAUUUAUACGGGAAGUUAGAUGGUCAUGGAGGGUGUGUGAAUGCAGUGGAAUUUAACUCCACUGGUGACCUUCUUGUAUCUGGUUCUGAUGACCGACAAGUAAUGUUAUGGAAUUGGGCAUCCAAAGCUAGAUUGCUUGCUUACCCAUCUGGCCACACAGACAACAUAUUCCAGACAAAGAUUAUGCCAUUUUCCGGUGAUUGUCGAAUAAUAACUUCUGCUGCUGAUGGCCAGGUAAGGCUUGGCCUUUUCCGGGAGGGUGGUGGAGUUGAGACUACAUUGUUGGGGAAGCACCAUGGUUGUGUAUACAAGCUUGCUGUGGAGCCUGGAAGUCCCCACAUAAUUUACAGUUCUGGUGAAGAUGGAUUUAUUCAACAUUUUGAUUUGCGAAGUAAUUCUGCUACAAAACUUUUCUGUUGUUCCUCAUCAACAGGAAAACAGACUCCAAGCAAAAUAGGGUUGACUUCCAUUGUGAUUGACUCUAGAAAUCCGUAUUACUUUGCUGUUGGUGGUUCUGAUGAAUAUGCACGUGUUUAUGACAUAAGAAAAUGCCAAUGGAUUUCAGCUAGAAAUUCAGAUCAACCUGUUAAGACGUUUUGCCCUCGUCACUUGAUUGGUUCAAAUAAUGUCCAUAUUACAGGAUUGGCUUAUUCAAGCUUUAGUGAACUCCUUGUUUCUUAUAAUGAUGAGCUCAUUUAUCUGUUUCAAAAGAAUGAGGGCAUGUGUUCUUCGCCUUCAUCUGAGGAUUUGAAGAAUUCUAAUGAGCCACAAGUUUACUCAGGCCACAGAAAUGCACAGACAAUUAAAGGAGUGAAUUUUUUCGGCCCGAAUGAUGAAUAUGUCUUGAGUGGUUCAGAUUGUGGUCAUAUAUUCAUCUGGAAGAAGAAGGAAGCUAAGCUGGUGAGAUUAAUGGUAGGCGAUCAACAUGUUGUAAAUCAACUUGAGGCCCAUCCUCAUAUACCUAUCCUUGCUACUUGCGGUAUAGAAAAAAAUGUGAAAAUCUGGGCUCCUCAAUGGAAUGAUAUACCUCCACUUCCUGGAAAUGUGAAAGAGAUAAUGGAGGCAAACAGACAAGGCAGAGAAGACCGAUCACGAGUAACCCUUACCCCUGAUGUUAUAAUGCAUGUUCUUCGCCUGCAGAGGCGGCAGACAUUGGCAUAUAUUGAAAGGAGAUAUAGUAGGGCAGAUAUUGUGAGUGAUGACGAGGAUGCAGAGGGCUACCUUUUAGGACGCUUGGAUGGUGAUGCUUCUUCUGAAGAGGAUUCUCCUGGAAAUUCCAGAGAUUGCAACAUUAGCUGAAGCUUACAGUCGGGUUUGGCUUCUUUCGCUGACUAAUUCCUUAGAAAUACUAAAUGAUAUUAUUUUCACUAAGCAGUACCAUAUACAUGUCUGGAACGUGUGCUAAUAAACAUCAUUAGGCAAAACAGUGCAGAGGUGUAAAAUCUGGAUUGUUCAAAGUUGAAGUUUAGGCAGAUUGUUUUUAUAUAUAUUUCAUAUGUACAGGUAUAAAUUUGUGUUGGUAAUUAAAGCAAGUGUACAUUUGAUACUGUAGAAAUAAGUGAAUAACCCUACUCUUGAUUUUAUAAUGUUGAAUUUAACGGUUUUGGUAA
This is a messenger RNA of Vigna unguiculata (cowpea), 2011 nucleotides long. Its product is annotated as Transducin/WD40 repeat-like superfamily protein. The record is from RefSeq and is a predicted model, not a curated record. Gene Ontology annotation, cellular component: Cul4-RING E3 ubiquitin ligase complex; cytoplasm. Lineage: Eukaryota; Viridiplantae; Streptophyta; Magnoliopsida; Fabales; Fabaceae. Gene Ontology annotation, molecular function: protein binding.